Messenger RNA from Tachyglossus aculeatus (Australian echidna), 2121 nucleotides. RefSeq names its product basic proline-rich protein-like. Lineage: Eukaryota; Metazoa; Chordata; Mammalia; Monotremata; Tachyglossidae. The record is from RefSeq and is a predicted model, not a curated record. The coding region runs from base 1 to 2121 and encodes 706 amino acids. The transcript has 6 exons.
AUGGCCUCAUUAGCCGGUAAACAACAACCCCCGGCCUUUGGGGGGGCUGAAAACAAUGUCUUCUCCUCCCCGAGAUUCCCGGCUAUACCUUUGGAAGUGGCCCCCAGUGAGCACGCCGGGACCCCCAAGCUGCACCCCGGGCCAAGCCUGAUCCCCCCUGCCCGGCCCGGGCACCCACAUGGCCACUCACACGGCCUGCAGGAUGACACUCUGAUAGGGCAGCCUCCUCCCCGGACAGCCUCCGCCCAGCCGGCCUCCUCCCCCGGACAGCCUCUGCCCCAGCCGGCCUCCUCCCUGGCCUCCUUCCCAGACGGCCUCCUCCCCGGGCAGCCUCUGUCCCAACUGGCCUGCACUCUGGGCGGCCUCUGCCCCAGCCAACCUCCUCCCCGGGCAGCCUCCUUCCCUGGCAGCCUCCGCCCCAGUGGCCUCCUCCCCGGGCAGCCUCCGCCCCAUCCAGCCUCCUACCCGGACAGCCUCCGCCCCGGCCGGCCUCCUCCCAGGACAGCCUCCUCCCUAGCCGGCCUCCUCCCCGGCCGGCCUCCUCCCCGGGCAGCCUCCGUCCCACCCGGCCUGAACCCCGGGCAGUCUCCUCCCCAGGCGGCCUCCACCCCAGCCAACCUCCUCCCCGGACAGCCUCCACCCCAGCCGGCCUCCUCCCCGGAUGGCCUCCACCCCAGCCACCCUCCUCCCCGGACGGCCUCCACCCGAGCCAACCUCCUCCCCAGCCGGCCUCUGCCCCAGCCGGCCUCCUCCCCGGACAGCCUCCACCCCAGCCAACCUCCUCUCUGGACAACCUCCACCCCAGACGGCCUCCUCUCUGGGCAGCCUCCUCCCCGGACGGCCUACACCCCGGCCAGCCUCCGCCCCAUCCAGCCUCCUCCCCGGACAGCCUCUGCCCCGGACAGCCUCCUCCCUAGCCGGCCUCCCCCCCGGACAGCCUCCACCCCAGCCAACCUCCUCCCCGGACAGCCUCCAUCCCAGCCAACCUCCUCCCCGGACAGCCUCCUUCCCAGUCGACCUGUACCCUGGGCAGCCUCCGCCCCAUCCGGCCUCCUCUCCGGGCAGCCUUCGCCCCAGCCGGCCUCCUCCCCGGACAGCCUCCUCCCUAGCCGGCCUCCUUCCCAGCCGGCCUCCUCCCCGGGCAGCCUCCAUCCCAACCGGCCUGUGCCCUGGGCGGCCUCCUCUCCAGACAGCCUUCACCCUAGCCAGCCUCCUCACUGGACAGCCUCCACUCUGGCCGACCUGCACCCUGGGCAGCCUCCACCCCAUCCGGCCUCCUCCCCCGGACAGCCUCCACUCCAGCUGCCAACCUCCUCCUUGGGCAGCCUCCGCCCCAUCCAGCCUCCUUCCCGGGCAGCCUUCGCCCCAGUGGCCUCCUCCCUGGACAGCCUCCACCCCAGUCAACCUCCUCCCUGGACAGCCUCCGCCCCAGUCAACUUCCUCCCCGGGCAGCCUCCGCCCCAGCCCACCUCCACUCCGGACAGCCUCUGCCCCACCUCCGUCCCAACCGGCCUGAGCCCCGGGCAGCCUCCGCCCCAGCUGGCCUCCUCCCCAUACGGCCUCCUCCCCAGACGGCCUCCACCCCAGACAACCUCCUCCCCGGACAGCCUCCUCCCCGGACAGCCUCCUUCCCGGACAGCCUCCGCCCCAGCCAGCCUCCUCCCCGGACAGCCUCCACCCAGGCUGGCCUCCUCCCGGGACAGCCUCCUCCCUAGUCGGCCUCCUCCCCGGACAGCCUCCUCCCCGGACAGCCUCCACUCCAGCCAACCUCCUUCCCGGACAGCCUCCUCCCCAACCGACCUGCGCCCAGGGCAGCCUCUGCCCCAGCCGCCCUCCUCUCCGGACAACCUCCUCCCCAGCCGGCCUCCUCUGCGGACAGCCUCCACCACAGCCAGCCUCCUCACUGGACAGCCUCCGCCCCAGCCAACCUGCACCCUGGGCAGCCUCCGCCCCAUCUGGCCUCCUCCCCGGGCAGCCUCUACGCCAGUCAACCUCCUCCCCAGCCAACCUCCUCCCUGGACAGCCUCCUCCCUGGACAGCCUCCGCACCAGCAACCUCCUCCCUGGACAGCCUCCGCGCCAGCCAACCUCCUCCCCGGACAGCUUCCUCCCCAGUGAUUAG